This is a messenger RNA of Pelmatolapia mariae (spotted tilapia), 1680 nucleotides long. Its product is annotated as beta-1,4 N-acetylgalactosaminyltransferase 2-like. Bases 1 to 1680 code for a protein of 559 amino acids. Gene Ontology annotation, molecular function: acetylgalactosaminyltransferase activity. NCBI's taxonomy places the organism in Eukaryota, Metazoa, Chordata, Actinopteri, Cichliformes, Cichlidae. The transcript is spliced from 11 exons. The record is from RefSeq and is a predicted model, not a curated record. Gene Ontology annotation, biological process: UDP-N-acetylglucosamine metabolic process; UDP-N-acetylgalactosamine metabolic process.
AUGGACACGUACGGUCGUGACAGCAGCAACGACGGCGAGAACGGCGACGAGGGGAUCCCGGUCUCUGAAUCGGACCGAAUCGGACCGAUUGGAGAGCGCGAACCGGGGGAGGAGCGAUCGUCGCAGAAACCGAACGAGCGUCCCCGUGUGCUUCAGGGAUCACCCGCCAGUCGCUACUGGGACAACACAAAAGAAACGCACCGGUUCAAGCCGUGGCUCCGUUCGACGGGACGUGCGCGUGUUCCGUUUGCAGAGUCGAGAAAACCCGGCGCGCUUCAAACGCCACCCCAGAAACAGCGAGAGACGUCUUCCGACACUAUGCGUGGAUUUUCGAUCCGCCGCAACCGCGCGGCCGCCGUCGCAAUCGAUGGAGGGUCAGUUUCUCCUAGGAACUUUUCACUGGCUCAUCAAUGUACCUGCCCUAAAGGCUCAGAACUUCUUAAAGAUUAUAUACCCGAGGAUCAAUACGAAGAGUUUGUUAAACGGCGAGCUAAGGAGCUCCAACAGUACAAAACCAGGAUGGCGUCUGAACUAUCCAGAUUGCUGUUUGCUUCGCCUAACUCUCCUCUGCAGUAUCCUAUUCAAGGUUAUAUCGUACAGCCUUUGACCUCUACUCUCAUACCAGGUUUAGGGCUGCAUGCAGAAAACAGAAGCAGCUACAAGGUAUCUUUAAGUGUGUCUAAAGGCAUCCUGACCACAAAUAUUACACCUGAACAGACGAUCAUCAAAGGAUCUGGUAAGAACAAACUAUUUAUCGAGUCUCGCAGCCUGGUGACCCUCAACAACUUGCUAGCCAAAGUGUCCUAUACCAGCACUGACUACCACAUAAACACUGGAGACCUCGCCACUUUCCAGUUUGAAAUGCAUGAAGCUGUGUUUCCAAUUGCCAUCAAACAGCCUCAUGUACCAGUCCUGUAUGACAUGGGAACAGAUAUCAGCUCUCAAGUCACCAUCACAACAAAAACUUUCCAGCGCUAUAGACACUUAAGGGUGUUGCUCGACAGCAUCCGGCAAUUCUAUAGCAACAUAAAAAUUAUUAUUGCUGAUGACAGCUUAGAAACGGAGCACAUUACUGGAGAAAACAUUCAACAUUACAUUAUGCCUCCAGCACAGGGCUGGUUUGCAGGCAGAAAUCUGGCUGUUUCCCAGGUAACCACCAAGUACUUCCUGUGGGUGGAUGAUGACUUUAUGUUUACAGAGAAGACGAAGAUAGAGAACCUUGUAGAGGUGAUGGAAGCAAUGCCAGAACUUGACGUGGUUGGUGGGUCGGUGAAAGGGAAUCAGUUUUACUUUGCUCUCAUCUAUGAGGAAGGAGAAGAAAUUGAAGGUGGCUGCCUAUACAGGAAAUCUGGAGGGAAAUUUCAAACACUUCCUGGUUACCCACAAUGUUCUAUGACCAAUGGAGUUGUCAACUUCUUCCUGGCACGCACAGAUGCCGUGCAGAGGGUGGGCUUUGAUCCUAAGCUCCAGCGGACAGCACAUUCAGAGUUCUUUAUGGAUGGUCUGGGCACUUUGCUAGUUGCCACAUGUAGUGAUGUGUCCAUUGACCAUCAACUCACAACAUCAGAAAACAAGAGUCCUUUGUACAACAAAUUUAGAUACCCUGGACAAGGUGAUGUUGAGUUCAAACUGAAGCUUCACUUUUACAAAAAUCAUCUAAAAUGCAUUAAAUAUGGAUAG